This is a messenger RNA of Diabrotica virgifera virgifera (western corn rootworm), 1194 nucleotides long. RefSeq lists its product as uncharacterized. The transcript is spliced from 2 exons. The record is from RefSeq and is a predicted model, not a curated record. The coding region runs from base 1 to 1194 and encodes 397 amino acids. Lineage: Eukaryota; Metazoa; Arthropoda; Insecta; Coleoptera; Chrysomelidae.
AUGAAACGUGUGCACCCAAGUGGUGCAAGUAAAAGAAAAAAGAAGGAGAGGAAAUCUUUCGAAAUAAAACAAAGUUCAAAAAGUUUGAAUUUAUGGUUAGCUGGUUCCAGUUCCAAUCCUGCAAACAAUGAAAAAUCGCAAACAGGAAACGAAGAUCAAAUUAAGCCUCCUUCAAUCCAAGCAGAGGCUACUGUAACUACUUCGUCUGGUGGGAGUGAAAAUAAGAGGGAAGAAACUACUACUAGCAAUCAAAAAUUCCUAGACCUAAAUCUAGAUCACCCCAAAACGUCAUUGACGCAUUUCGACAGGGAUUCGUCAAUAAGCUCUGACUCUGAUUCAGAAAUCAGCGAUGAAGAAUCUCAACAAGACACGCUUGAUGCUUCUAAGCAAAACCUUGGUUGUUUCAUAUGUCCAAAUGAAAGUGAUCACAUUGGAAUAAAAAAAGCUUUUAUGGAAAAACAUCCAAUCCAAGUUCAUGAGGGAAAAGGAGCUAAACUUCCGUUUGAUCCAUCCAAACUCUACUAUCGUCUUUUGCCGAAUGGGGGGAAAAUACACAGAAAAUGGUUAUCUUAUUCCAUUGAGCUCAACAAAGUAUAUUGUUCUUGUUGUAUGGCUUUCGGAGGCAAAGAUAACAGAGAUUCCACAUUUAUUACUGGACACGAUGUUACACCAAAACACAUUUAUAAAUCGGUAGAAACUCAUGAAAACUCCCAUUAUCAUGAACUUGCGGCCAAGGCAGCUUUUCAAUGCCUAAACGGUCGUGAUAUUGAGAGUCUUCUAGCGGGGAACCAAUCUAAACAACGAGAAAGAGAAGUUCACAUAAGAAGAUUAGUUGUUCAACGUUUUAUUGACAUAGUUUUAUUUCUGGGUAGACAAGGCAUUGCUUACAGAGGGGACAAAGCAGAAGGGGCCUACUCACUUGACUCUGUAGAAAAUCAUGGCAAUUUUCUCGAACUUGCCAUGAUGGUUGCAAACUAUGACGUCAUUUUACAAAACCAUGUGAAACAGUGCAUUGAGGAGAGUAAGAAACAUAAGCAAAAAACAAUUGAGAAAAGAAAACUUGUCGGAAAGUCAACCAAAAGACAGUACAGGCGAGGCUCUUUGAUCACAUUUUUGUCCAAAUCGUUUAUAAACAAGCUAAUUAAAACGAUUGCUACAAUUGGACGUAAUAUCGUAUUGAAAGCAGUGGCGUAA